Messenger RNA from Nicotiana attenuata, 1563 nucleotides. RefSeq lists its product as uncharacterized. NCBI's taxonomy places the organism in Eukaryota, Viridiplantae, Streptophyta, Magnoliopsida, Solanales, Solanaceae. Gene Ontology annotation, biological process: DNA integration. The record is from RefSeq and is a predicted model, not a curated record. The coding region runs from base 1 to 1563 and encodes 520 amino acids. The transcript has 2 exons. Gene Ontology annotation, molecular function: nucleic acid binding.
AUGGAUAAUAGAGCAUCUCAUCAUAUUACAUGUAAUAAGGAGAUCCUAUCCAAUUUAGAGAAUAUUAAUCAGCAAGGCAAUCAUAAAGUGCAGGUCCCAACAGGUAGCAAAUGUUCAGUAACACAUAAAGGAAAUGCAUCUAUCCUAGGAGGAUGUGAAUUGAAGGAUGUUUUAUAUGUUCCUGAUUUUAAGUUUAACCUGUUGUUAGUCUCCAAAUUAACCAAGGAAUUGUGGUGUUGUGCCCUAUUCUUCCCUGAUUUUUGUGUAUUGAAGGGUCUUUACAAUGGGAAGGUGAUGGGGAUUGGUAGAGAGAAUUGUGGACUUUACAUACUGAAGUGGAAAGAGAAACCUAUAGAAGCAAUGGUUACCAAAGGAAAUGAUGAAAGCAGUCUUUGGCAUAUGAGGUUAGGGCAUCCAUCAAUAAUGGCAAUGAAACAUAUUCCUGCCUUGAAGAAUAAAGCAGUAGAUAGUAUACAGUGCAAUUGUGAAGUGUGUCCCUUAGCUAAGCAAAGCAGAUUGAAGUUUCCUCUUAGCAGAAGUAAAACUGAUUGUCUUUUCCAUCUUAUUCAUCUUGAUGUUUGGGGACCUCACAAAUUGCCUACAUAUGAUAGAAAACAUGAUUUUCUUACAAUUGUGGAUGAUUUUAGUAGGUAUACUUGGGUGUGCUUAUUGCAAUCAAAGUCUGAAGUUGUAACAGUGCUGAAAGAUUUUCUUACAAUGGUAAAGACCCAAUUUGACAUGAAUGUAAAGGUGUUAAGAUCUGAUAAUGGGAAGGAGUUUUCUAAUUCUAGCUGUAAUGAGUUAUUAGCAUCUUUAGGUAUUGGAAAGUCUCCUUAUGAGAUUUUGUAUAACAAACUACCUGUUAUUGAUCACUUGAAAAUAUUUGGAUGUUUAUGCUUUGCUAGCAAUUUGCCAAAGGGAGACAAGUUUGCAAAGAGGGCAAGGAAAUCAGUCCUCAUAGGAUACUCAGAAGUUCAGAAAGGAUAUAGAUUGUUUGACUUGGAAACUAACUCUAUUUUUAUAAGCAGAGAUGUUAGUUUUAGAGAACAUAUUUUUCCUUUCAGAGAAGAUACAACUACUAUGGACGACUGUUUUCCUACCCAAACAACUGUACCUGAUUACUCAUCAUCAGUUUCAACUACUGAUGCACAAGAAUCAUACCCCACUAUUGCCACAGAUGUCCCUAUUACACCCACAGACAAUGAUCUAGUCACAGGAGAUGUCACUAUACCAGUUGCAGAAAUACUGGAUACUGAUUCUACAACUCCAAAUACAGAAGAAGUUGAAGGUGAACAUGAAAUGCAAGAUAUUUCAGCUGAAUUGCUCCCAACCAAUGUACCAGAGAUUGCUAUUGCUCCUCAUACAAGCAGAAUGGAGCCUGUUAAGGAUCAAGGUCCUAGGAAGACAACAAGGACAUCAAAGCCUCCAGUUUGGCUAAAGGACUAUCAGACUACCAAGAAGUUCACUGGUUGCUGUCUAUACCUCUUAUCUAAUACUUUGACUUAUGCUAAUAUCUCAACAGGUUAUCAAGCAUAUUUGGAGGCUUUUUCAGCUGAGGUGUAA